This is a messenger RNA of Panonychus citri (citrus red mite), 2344 nucleotides long. RefSeq names its product dnaJ homolog subfamily C member 2-like. Gene Ontology annotation, cellular component: cytosol. Lineage: Eukaryota; Metazoa; Arthropoda; Arachnida; Trombidiformes; Tetranychidae. The record is from RefSeq and is a predicted model, not a curated record. Gene Ontology annotation, biological process: regulation of translational fidelity; 'de novo' cotranslational protein folding. The coding region runs from base 314 to 2161 and encodes 615 amino acids. Gene Ontology annotation, molecular function: Hsp70 protein binding; ribosome binding. The transcript has 5 exons.
GUGGUGAAUUUAUCGUAAACAUUUAUUGGUGUUUAUUUAUCAAUCAAAUUGACUGAAUCAAUUUAAUCUUAUUAAAAUGAUGAUCCGGUGAUUAUAAAAAUCCACUUUAAUCCAAUUAAAUUUAAAUCUAUUCUUUUCUAAUUGUCAUCUUUCAUAGUCAAUCUGUGUCAAUACUCUUAAAGGUGAAGAUUCUCUCUCUCUCUUCUCCUUCAGACUUUCCCAUCUUCAGGCGUUUUCAUCGUAAUUGUUUGGUGAUAAUAUUUAAUUUUUUUAGUCAAUUUUAGUGUUUACCUUGGUCAAGUGUCCUGUCAUCAUGAGUUACGGUCCUCUCAAUAAAGCUUUGGUUCAUAUUACUCCUUAUCAUAUUUGGUGGAAACGUUACUUAAUUGAGCUUAAAUUAAUCCCCGAUGAACCGGUUGAAGAAGAAACUAAAUCAGAGGAAUUAUUUUUUGAAACUGAUGAGGAUUAUUUAAAAAGCUUGGAUCCUAGAAGAUGGAAAGAACAAGAUCAUUACAGAGUUCUCGGUCUUGGCAGCAGGAGAAAUGCGGCUUCUGAUGAUGAAAUUAAACAAGCUUAUAGGAGAUUGGUUUUGACUCAUCAUCCAGAUAAACGAGGUGUUAAAAAUAAAGAUGAUGAGACCGAUUAUUUUUCAUGUAUAACCAAAGCUUUUCAGAUUCUAGGAGAUCCAAUUAAAAGAAAAUCUUAUGACAGUGUUGAUGAACACUUCGACGAUACUGUUCCAUCAGUUAAUUCUAAUUCUAAAGAAAAUUUCUAUGGUGUAUUUGCUCCCGUUUUUGCUCGUAACUCCAGAUGGUCGAAUUCCAGAUAUGUACCUCAGCUAGGAAAUGAAUUUUGCUCUAAGGAUUAUGUUGAAAAUUUUUAUCACUUUUGGUACAAUUUCGACUCGUGGCGGGAAUAUUCAUACUUAGAUGAAGAGGAUAAAGAGCGUGGACAAGAUAGAAGCGAAAGAAAAUGGAUUGAAAGACAGAAUAAAAUGGAAAGGCAAAAGAAAAAGAAAGAAGAACUCGCUCGAAUUAGGAAACUCGUCGAUAAUGCUUAUGCAUGUGACCCGAGAAUUAUUAAAUUCAAGGAAGAAGUCAAGAAUAAGAAGUUGAUGGAAAAAAAAGCCAAGGAAGAAGCUCGAAAAAUGAAACAAGAGGAAGAGGAAAGACGUAAACGAGAACAAGAAGAAGCUAUUGCUCGAAAGAAAAAAGAAGAAGAAGAUGCCUUGAAAGCGAAGAAAGAACAAGAGAAAAAGGAGAAAAUAGCAGCUCAGAAGAGAAGAAAGAAGGAUGUCAAACAAAUCGAAUCAAUUUUUGACGAAUUUAAUUAUUUCGCUUGUGAUGAUAAUCAGAGGCUUAGUUAUAUACAAGAACUUAACAAAAUUUGUAUAACUUUUAGCAAUAUCGAACUAAGUGAAUUCAAAGACAACCUGAUAAAAGGAACAUCUCAAGAUGAAAAGAAGGACGUGUUUUUAUCCAAAAUCAGUAAAGUGAAAGACAACGAAAGAGGAUCUGUUUCAAUUGAAUCAAAAUCAUCCGAAAACAAUGACAUUAGGGAAAGUACAUCGACGAAAACUUGGUCACCCGAAGAUGUUCAAAUUUUAAUCAAAGCCGUUAAUCUGUUUCCGGCUGGAACAUUAAAUAGAUGGGAAGUAGUCGCUGCUUUUGUCAACCAACAUUCAACUCAUAACAAACAUCGAAAAGCAAGAGAAGUGCUAACACAAGCCAAGGACAUUAAUAAAAUAGAUGCUAAUCUGAAGCAAGAAUUGAAUAGGAUAUCUGUUAAUAAGCUACUAGAAAACAAUAAGACAACAGUUAAAGAAGAGGAAACAUCACAACGUUACGAAGCUGCACCAACAGAGCCUUCGACUCCCGAUGCUACUGUUUCCAAAUCGGUUACAGAAACUAACUCUUCUGCUCCAGCGACGGAAGAAAUAGAAAAUUCAGAGCCAGAACCAUGGACGAGCGUUGAACAACAGUUACUAGAACAAGCCUUGAAAUCUUAUCCAGCGUCGACUCCCGAGCGUUGGGACAGAAUCGCCGAAUGCAUUCCUGGUCGAACCAAAAAAGAUUGUAUAAAACGUUAUAAAGAAUUGGUUGAAUUAGUGAAGGCCAAAAAAGCAGCUAAAGACGCAGUUCAUGCGAGUGUUAAAAAGUAAACUGCUCAUGUAUUUUUCCUCGCGGUUGUUUUCAUAUUUACUUUUUGAAACAUCUAAUCAAUUACCAAGAGCGUUUUCGAUUCUUUGGUCUGAUGCCAAAAUAAAUCGUUUUUCGUGAACAAUCUAUGGAUCUAAUAUGUGCUUUUAUUCAACAAUAAAAUGAAACAAAAAUUCACUAAAAAA